This is a messenger RNA of Abrus precatorius (Indian licorice), 1215 nucleotides long. Its product is annotated as annexin-like protein RJ4. The transcript is spliced from 6 exons. Gene Ontology annotation, molecular function: calcium-dependent phospholipid binding; calcium ion binding. Bases 83 to 1024 code for a protein of 313 amino acids. NCBI's taxonomy places the organism in Eukaryota, Viridiplantae, Streptophyta, Magnoliopsida, Fabales, Fabaceae. The record is from RefSeq and is a predicted model, not a curated record. Gene Ontology annotation, cellular component: cytoplasm.
AGCAUUAUAAAUAGAAAAGCUGUGAGUGUAGUUCUCUUCAUCACAUCAUCACAGUAAGCACUAUAGAGUAAGACAUUCAACUAUGGCUACCCUUUUAGCUCCCAGCAACCACUCUCCCCGUGAAGAUGCUGAAGCUCUCAGAAAGUCUUUUGAAGGAUGGGGAACUGAUGAGAAGACUGUCAUAGUAAUAUUGGGUCAUAGAAAUGUGUAUCAGAGGCAGCAAAUUAGAAGAGCUUAUGAAGAAAUUUACCAGGAGGAUCUUGUGAAACGCCUUGAGGCUGAGAUCAAAGGAGAUUUUGAGAAAGCUGUGUAUCGCUGGAUAUUGGAACCUGCAGAUCGUGAUGCUGUUUUGGUGAAUGUUGCCAUCAAGAGUGGUAAAAACUACAAUGUUGUUGUGGAAAUUGCCACUGUCCUCUCCCCUGAAGAGCUAUUUGCGGUGAGGCGCGCUUAUCUCCACCGCUACAAGCACUCCUUGGAAGAAGAUGUGGCUGCUCAUACCUCUGGCCAUCUCCGCCAGCUUUUAGUGGGACUGGUGACCUCAUUCAGGUAUGCUGGUGAUGAGAUCAAUCCAAAAUUAGCACAAACUGAAGCUGAAAUUCUUCAUGAGGCUGUGAAAGAGAAGAAGGGAAGCCAUGAAGAAGCCAUCAGGGUCUUGACUACAAGGAGCAAGACUCAACUGAUUGCAACUUUCAACCGCUACAGAGAGGUCCAUGGUGCUUCCAUCACCAAGAAACUGUUGGAUGAAGGAUCUGAUGAGUUUCAGAAGGCAUUGUACACUGCCAUUCGUUGCAUCAAUGACCAUAUUAAGUACUAUGAAAAGGUUCUUCGCAAUGCAAUAAAAAAGGUUGGAACUGAUGAGGAUGCACUCACCCGUGUGAUUGUGAGCCGGGCUGAAAAGGACCUGAAGCUCAUUUCUGAAGUUUAUUACAAGAGAAACAGUGUUCAUCUUGAGCAUGCUGUGGCCAAGGAAACCUCAGGGGACUACCAGAAGUUCCUUCUCACUCUGUUGGGAAAAGAAGAUUAAAAAUUUUUCUGAGGGCAUUUGUGGUUAUGAGUAGAACAUCAAGUUAUAUGCUGGUGUCUGAUGGUAUUAUAUGUGUUGGUUUUCCUUGUUGAGUCUAUUUUCAGUUUUCCUUGCUCUUCCCCUCGUUAUAUUUGCUGUAUGAGGACUUGAAGUUCUAUCUUAUAUAGUAAUAUGAUAGCUCUUUGGUUGCU